CUUUAGCCUUAGUUCUCAGAUGCGAGACUACUCACAGUCUUCUGGCGCCUACGCAUCCUUCGCUCAUCCAACAUGCAGAGAAUAGUACCUGAUGCAGUGACAUCAAUCUUUCAUUUGGAGACUGAGGACAAAAUCCUUGCCGCCUGCCUGAAAGGGGAUUUAACUGGUAUAGUUUACAGCGAGCAGUUUGGAUUGGGGUGGCGUUUUGGGCUGCAGUACGCAAAAAGAGGCUGGAUCUUUGCCAGAGUAAAUGUUUACCUUGAUCACACCCAUUGCAUCUCAGAGACAGAUACCGCUACGGUGACUGUUUGCCUCAAAGAUGGGUCUACUUCAGAGGGCCCAUCCUUUGACAGAAAGACAAUCUCAAUCGCUGACUUUGGCCAUCAUGAUGGGCCGCCCGCACUUCUUGGCUCUUUCUCGCCGUCCAGGAUAAUUGCACACCCCUACAUGUGGCUUACGGUGACUGCAAAAGUUAACAUCGUUCAAGCUAUCGCCGACCCUCUCGCCGGUACUGCAUCUGCUCUCAGGCGGUCCAUGAAUGAUGGUGCACUCAUCGACACAAAAUACUAUGUCAUGUCCAGGCAUAGGAAUGGGAGAUCUCCAGCAAAAACUCGUGUCCUAUACGCGAAUCAUACACUCCUAACACAAGACGUUGACGUCUGGCAACUUGGGCCCCUUCCUCGUAGAUUGUCGAGUUUUGUCGUCUUGCACAUCGUCACAUGCCUCUUACUCCCGUCCAUUUGCCCUCACCUCUCGUACCCCAGCCAAUUUUUCCUCUUGCUUACGCACUUCCUCGCGAGCGUCACCUGGUGGCUUGUACGUAGACACCCCAUGCUCCCCCUGUGCAAGUUCUUUGUUACAUCGCCUGAUGGACAAGCGACAUUUGCACAUACAGAUUGUAUACUCGCGGAAUACCAGAGCGAGUCUAGCCUGGAUAGGGACGUCGAACAAUUUGAUUAUGACCUGGACAGUGACAGCGAUAUUGAUGAAGAGGAAGAAAAUGAGAAUGCGGAAGAAGAACAAGAAGGACAAGAAGGACAAGGGGCGUGGCCUAGCACACCCUCGCCUUAUAAUCCUUAUCAUUAUUCCCUUGGGACGGCACGUAUUGAGUCCGAUUCAGAUGUGUCUGAUACUGCUUCUAGCAGUGCUCUAAGCUCGGAUGAUGACUGUGGUGACCUCAGUUCCACGGUUUAUGCAGCUGGACCAUUGCCUCCAGGUUUCAGCUCGACAGACACGUUGGUUCCUGAGCCGCUACCUCCACCUUCCCUCCGGACCCAGCGAAUGGUGCUAGUUCGGAAUACAGCAUUUCCAACUUGGGCGUGCUAUGUAUACUAUUGCUACACUGGCCAGGUCUCCUUCUACCCUCUGAAGUCUAAAGAUCCAUACAGCCGACGUGAUAAGACCACCGAGACUCUACGCUGCUCUCCCAAGUCAAUGUAUCGACUUGCGGUUAAGCUGAAGCAUACACGUUUGGAGGCUCUGGCAUUCCAGGCAAUCAAGUCCAGCUUAUCCGAGAGCAAUAUCUUGGACGAGGCGUUCUCAUGGUUUACGGCCCAGUACUCUGACAUUCGACAAAUGGAGCUAGAGCUCCUACUGGAAUUCAGGAGCGCUUUUGAAGUGGCAGCUCCUCUGGAGCGAAUUGUUGAUGCAGUUUUACAAGGAGAAAAGCCUCAUGCAGGUGCUAUGCUUCAUGCUUUCUUGGCACGUUUGGCACAGUCGGAGGCAGGUGGUACGAAAUGAAGCCGCAGCUCCUAUUUGUCACUUAAUCGAGUGUUGUACUUAGAAGUAUUGUUGUUCUGUGUUCCUGUUCUUUAAUACAUCUCGUCAUGGUGUUGUACCAUUACGAACCACAACUUGAUAUAUAUAUAUAUGCCUAUAGGCCUCA
Molecule: messenger RNA, 1885 nt
Organism: Suillus subalutaceus
Lineage: Eukaryota; Fungi; Basidiomycota; Agaricomycetes; Boletales; Suillaceae
Exons: 5
Coding region: 73-1740 (555 amino acids)
Source: RefSeq, a predicted model, not a curated record